AUCAGAUCAGGGUAUUUUGUCAGUCACAUAUCAGGUAGAAAACAGCUUCCCGUAUGAAGAAAGUGUGUUUUGAAGCAGGGUUCUUGCAUAAUGUCAUCAACAAACCUUUCCGUGUUCGUGCUUCUGACAUGCGCAGUAGCGUCCUACGCUCUCGGUCCUUACAGAGGUACUUGUAAAAAGAUGGCGAUUUUCAAAAAAGCCCAACAAGAUCGAGCACUGAGUGGUCACGUAAUAUCGAACCAUGACGUCACUUCCCGUUUCGACUGUGCUGACCAAUGUCUUCAAACUAGUGGUUGUAAGUCGUACAAUUACCAAGAAACAGGUUCUCCACUCCACGUAUGUGAGCUGAGUAACCACACAAAGACCUCCGCGUCAUCUGAUUACGUCAUCAAACCAGGCUUUACGUACUAUGACGCUGAGCAGUUCGUUUUACCCGUGUGCGCUUCUUCUCCUUGUCAAAAUGGCGGCACGUGUGGUAUCGAUGAAUGUACUGAUUCUUACGAGUGUCUGUGUAAACCUGGAUACAUUGGUCAAUACUGUGAGACCUGGUUCGGUUCAAAUGGUUCCUCAUCAAGUUACCCAGGUCAUUCAUGUCAGAACAUCAAAUGGACUGGACAAGACACUGGAGAUGGUAGAUACUGGAUUAACCCAGGCAACACAGGAACCCCAUUCACUGUGUACUGUGACAUGACCACUGACGGAGGAGGUUGGACUUUGAUCAAGGAUUUGACUUUACACCAGACUCCUCCAAGCGAUAGCUAUAGUGGGCUUGGGAGUUAUCGUGGUAUUUCUARUMCAGGAAGAUAUCAGUUCGUCUCACAACCUGCACUUCUGCAACUGAAACAAGAGAUGGGGUUCACACAGUUACGGUACUACUGUCGUAAAGCGUCUGUUGGCAGAGUAGUUCACAUCAUGACGGCCAAGAAUAACUUGGGAUACGAUGCUGUGAGGUACCUAAUCGUCAAGAAUUCCCCAUAUGCAAAAGCUUGUAAGUCAUUCGUUCGUCUUCCUGAUGACCAAUCCCAGCUUGCAGCCAACUGUGCCAAAUGGGGCCACAAAGGAGGAACUCCAAGUACCAAUACAUGGGGACAUUCGCAAAGGACUGGCGAAUGGCGACCAUACAAUCGUGUAGCUUUAUGGCCAAAUACACAUGCGCUAUCCUUUAUCUCUGGUGACUAUAGAUGCGACGAUGGCACCAGCGGCGGCAAUCGCGUUGGGGAUACCUAUAUGAUGUUUGUGCGUUAACUUUUGGAUUUGAUUGAAUGAGAAAAGACGUGRCCACAAAUGAUAAAUAUUUUGCUAUGGCAACCGACACUAGAGAAAAACGUUUGCGCAUUUGUG
Messenger RNA from Actinia tenebrosa (Australian red waratah sea anemone), 1341 nucleotides. RefSeq lists its product as uncharacterized. The record is from RefSeq and is a predicted model, not a curated record. Lineage: Eukaryota; Metazoa; Cnidaria; Anthozoa; Actiniaria; Actiniidae. Gene Ontology annotation, molecular function: oligosaccharide binding.